Molecule: messenger RNA, 4464 nt
Organism: Ceratitis capitata (Mediterranean fruit fly)
Lineage: Eukaryota; Metazoa; Arthropoda; Insecta; Diptera; Tephritidae
Product: proteoglycan 4
Exons: 4
Coding region: 715-4053 (1112 amino acids)
Source: RefSeq, a predicted model, not a curated record
UCAGACAAACCCACGAACACACUGUACAGAUCAGGUAUACAACAUUCGCCGCAUACAUUUGUUGGUAUCAGCGUUUCUCUGCGCACGACUGUGGCUACGACUUUUGGCAUCAUCAUCUCUCCAGCCAUUCAUUGUCUUGCCACAAAGCAGCAGUUGCUUCGACUGUUAUCUACUCUUACCUGCCGCACAACGAACGCGUCCAGUUAGUAUGAGUGCGCCUGCGCGCAGUGACGGUUCAGUUUUUUUCAUUUAUCGCAUUCGUCGUUCGAGUGAAAUGUCUGCGCGACAAACAGUUUUUGAAAGUUCAUUUUACACAAAUAUACACGUAUAUACAAACAACAUCGAGUUGGCAGAAGAAUUGCGUGUGAAUUGUGGUUUGUGAACGCGUUGAACGAGGCAAAAUAUAUUUGAAAAAAAAAAAAAAAUUUGCCAAACGCACAAAAGUGAUUUUUUCGUAUGAAAUUAUGACGUCUACAUAAAUAUUCAACACCGAUUAAUUAACAUAUAGUAGCAUAAGCAUCGUAACUAAAAUACAGCGUAUAAAACGUACAAUAAAUUCUGUACUCCCUGUGCGCAGGAUCGUGAAAAUCGAGCAAAACAGAUACAGGUGUAUUAGUGUGUGAAGUGCUUACAAGGUGAAACAAGUGAAAAGAGUAGUUUUGUACUGGCAUUGUUUUCUAAAGGAUUACCAUUUCUAUUGGAUACUUCGAAAAAAUGGCUGGAAAAACGAUGCGCAAACAAACACUCGCACACAUUGCCUGCGUGUACGUCUUCAUUGUGAUCGCUGCAGCAACGCUCUUGCCAAUCGUUUUGGGUAUACAGCAACAACACUUCCCCGCGGACUAUCUGGUGCCACCACCCUUACCCACGCCCCAACAUUUGAGGCAUCAAAAUGCGCCAACACACCAAACAGCCGAAACAGUGGCGGCAACUAGUCAAACAUCCAUCAACGCCGCCGAACAGCCUGGUUUUAUGUCACGUGUUGCACGUUGGUUUGGCCUCGGCGCAGCGGACCAAAAUCAAGUCGCAUCCGAUGGAAAGCAAGCCUAUAACUACGCGCAACCGUUGGGCGCGGACGGUAAACCUUGUAACCAAUGCAAUAAGUAUCCCUGGGUACCGAUGUUCCCACACGCACUGCAGUAUCCGCCAGCCGCCGCGGUAGGCAACCAAAACAUUCAUCAGUCAUCUGCCGUGCCCCAGCAUCAGUCCAAUCAACAUUACGAGGCACAAGCAUCACAGAAAUUCGUACAGCAACAACCGCUACCAUUUGUUGUGGGGAAAGCCCAAUUGCCUAUCAAGCAGCGCGCAGUGCAAUUCAAUUUUCCCACAAUUUAUCAGACAGUGCCCGGUUCCUAUAAAGCCGUACCCGGUGUGGCAAAAGCGCCUAUAGCGCCACCACCAUUCCUACCGCUUCAUAUACCAAAACUCAAUUUGAAUGCGCUGCCGCCCAUUUAUAAUGCGCAACCCUUCCGCGUGCCGUACUUAACGCCAGCGACCUCCACCACUACAACAACUACGCCCACAGAGUCCAGUUUGGGUAGUGUACAACAGUUGCCUACCACCGAGCCCGCGCACUUUGCCGAAAAUAUAGGCGCGCACUCGGAGUUACAGGCAGACCGCGUCCGACCAGCGCAAACACACUCGACACCCGCACGAAAUCCCGAUCCGAGUUUUGAGAUUGUUAAGAGCCAUCAGAUCACUGAUUUCGUCUCAUCCGUUGAGUAUCCGAUCACAUUCGAACAAUCGCCUUCCAUAGACUUGGGCCAAGAACACAUCCCGGCGAUUCAAGAAACGCCCAAAGAGACUGUCGCUACUGUGCCAUACCAGCAUGAGACGUUGAGUCCGAAUCUACAUAAACACUUGCCCGCCUCGCAAAUACUCACCGACCUAGGCAGUUUUUCGGGCAAACAGCAGACAAAGACGCAAAAUCAGCAGACGCAACAGGCACAGUCUUAUCCGAAUGCACAGACGCAGUGGCAAACGCAAAGUCAGACACAACCACAUCCGGCACCGCAGCACCAGUCUGCGUCCUACCACACAGCAACGCAACAACAACAACAGCAAUACACACAAGCUACUCAAUCUCAGUCACAGUCUGGGUACACACAGUUUCAUCAGAGUAACGAACCAUCUACUACCUUCUACACAACCCCAUACCAGCCGCAAACCCAAUAUCCCCAACACAAUUAUACGCCUCCGGGGACGACCUACGAGCCGCAAGGCGGAGACAAUUUUCCCUCAGCUUCGUCGCACAAUCUCACACAAUUGCAAGGUCAGCAACAAAACUUGAACUACAAGCCUUGGCUGCCACUGACACAAACCUUUGUCUACACAACCACUGAACCGCCACGAGAGCUCGAGUUUUCGACACAAUUAACUCAACUCGGCGAUGUCGAUUAUUUGACGGAGCGCGCGCCGGGCACCACAAAAGUACAAUAUUCACCUUCGGUACAAACGUUUGCGCCACACAGGCCGGAGCAAGUGAAACACGAUUCUCGUGACACACCGAAAAGAUUACUAGAUUCACCCAUACUACAUGCACAUGGCUUUCCCAAUCAACCACGUCCAUUUACACGUGAUCCUAGUGAGUUGAAUCUACGUCGACCGGCGGCAAACUUUGUAACCGCAGAUAUUUAUCCAAAUCACAAGCAAAACUCCGUUGAGCCAUCUUACUCCACGGCGCCAUGGUUAGUAACGCCCCUUCCGCCGUUACCAGCGUUCACUAACGCACCCGCAGAUCCAACACCGACCUCGACUUACAGCGCGCUCGAUGCCAGCGGUCAAUAUGCCGGCAUGUCGCCACCAAAUCCACCCGCACCGGCGCGCCACAAAGACGUUCAUCAAAUCAUCAUACCAUAUACAACAAAAAACCAGCCACGUCCAUUCGAACCAACUCGGUCGGUGACUGAAGGUAAUCAGCAUGUGCAGUUCAGCAACGCUGCCUACCACAAGUGGUCCGCGCAACAGAAUAGCGUCGAUAUACAUGAGCAGCAAGAGUCAAAGUUGGUGACGGCAAAAUUGGCUACAGAAACACCACCCACACCACACGAGCCACCGCGUCGCACCACGAAAUAUGUUACGAAAAUACUUGCCUCAAAUUUGCGUGAUCUACUGCGUCGCGAGCAUGACGUCAGAAAACACAAGUCGAAUUCUUCGUCUGGCUUUGACCUCUCCAAGCUACAGAAGAAUAUCGACGACUGGACGGAGCAGGAGUAUACCUCGCUGUCGCACCGUCCUAGCACGCCGACUAUACGCGGUCGUUCCAAACACAUACCAGCCGAAUAUCUUACCACCACAACGCCAUCAUCAGCUCGCCGUCCGAAAACCACUCUAAGUCUUUAUGAUCCCUCAUCGGAGUUACCCGCAUCGGUAAAUGACUUACAAUCGCUGCUGUUGGAACGUGGCUCGAAACGAUUUGAAUUGAAUCAAAUCAACGAUGAGAUUGAUAAUCGUUUGCUGGACACAAUAGAGAGUGAGACAGCAACUGUAUCGUCUACAGCUACAACAAAACACACAACAACAACGCAGCAUUCGACACACAACAAUGGUCAUGCAGCACCAAGUUUCAUGCAUCGCAGUGCCGAUUCUUAUCAGCCCGAGCCCGAGCCCGAGCCAGCUGAACUUUGGCGCAAAGCUAAAGUAUCGAUUUCACCACAAACUCAUGAGAAGGUCUAUGUGGUGACGCCACAGCCGAGGUUCUUUCCACAACGUAUGUUAAGCACAACGAGCACGAGCACAGAAGUGCCGAUCAGUUUGAGGAAAUCACCACGCUUUGUGGUGAGACCAACGCCAGGGAAUGGCACCAACUCGCAAACGCCGGCGUCAAAUCACUACAGCUCCGAGCUGUUCGGCCUCAGAGGUCUCUCCGCGUAUGUGCCCGCGAAGCCAGUGGAGAUCAUCGAUGGCAAUUCAAAAGUCUUCAACAUCGCUACAUCAGCGCCAGAUAACCAAGUGGACUACACCGCAACCAAACCGGCGGAUUCUGUGGAAAAGGCAGCGCUGGCGAAGAAGGGCAGAAGACUGAGAUCGACAAUGUCACCAUCGCCCAGGUAAAUUUCGGCAGGCAAAUCUGGAUUUUUGGUCUUCGAAUGCCAAGGCAUGCGUCAGCCGACAGACUUCGUAGGCACUUCCACAUAUGUGUACUCGCAUAUCGACUUAUCGAUAAGUGUGGGCUGUAGUCUGUAGUCUAUAACUUUUGUAUUAUAAAUUUUCAAACGAUAUUUUAUGUAUGUACGUAUGUCACUACCACUCUCUAGCAAUAAUUAAUGAUUACGCAAUUUUAAGUUAUGCUGUAAAUGAAAAUAAAAUUUAAUUAAGAAUAUUUUAUAUUCCAAAAGUAUGGUAUAUAAAUCGAAAAAAAAAAAUCUGUAUCGUGAGCUUAAGUGUAAUUCCAUGAAAAGUAGCAGUAAAUUUAAAAAUUGUUUUAAUUUUUUUUUAUUUAAUUAUUAUUAUUUUUCAACGCAA